This is a messenger RNA of Didymodactylos carnosus, 2079 nucleotides long. The record is from the annotation of a GenBank genome assembly. Lineage: Eukaryota; Metazoa; Rotifera; Eurotatoria; Philodinida; Philodinidae.
AUGAAUGACAACGACUUUGAUCAAGUACCAUCGGUUAUAUUCAACAAUGUUGAAAGUAUCCCUAGAAUUGGUAUUCCAGGAAUCAUUAUACCACAAACAGAUGACACACGGGCAAUACUAUGUGGCGAGGAUUCUCAAAAUUGUUUAAUGAUUGCAACAAGAUUUGGUCAAGGACGAGUGAUUAUUUGCGCUCAUAAUGGAUAUGUUGAGAAAUUCCUACCACCUAUUGAAGAAGAUUAUAGAAUAUUUGUUGAAAAUUGUAAAAGAUGGUUAGUACCAAAUGGCAAGAUAAGGAAUGAUCAAGUCGUAUCAAUUGAUAACGUCAGUUCACUGCAAGACGUCUUGAAAAAAGCGAAGAUUCUACUAUGGGAUGGUCACUGUGAUAAAAGUGAACCAUUUAUGAACGAUUUAUGUGAAUAUCUUCAAAAUGGUGGUGGAUUGGUAUGUGCGGCAACUGCAUGGGGCUGGUUACAAACACAUCCGGGAAAGCAAAUAUCGGACUUUCCAUUCUCAAGAUUUUGCGAUUAUUUGGGAGUACGUUUGACGGACGGAUAUAAUAAUUGUACCGAUUCAAUACCACCUCGUCUUGAAUUAGUCAAAUUUAAGAAUAUUAAUCACGUUGUAAAACAACUACAGUAUGAACCGAAUAAAAGUGAAUACAUGGCGAUUGUUGGACAUGCGAUUCAAGAAUUACAUGAUACGUAUCCCGGAUUUCCACUAGAGACGUUAGAAAAUAUUGUUCUAAAUGCCGAGAAAGACGUUAUUCCUGGGGCUAGUUGUCCGAUAACAGACAAAAAAUGUCGAGAAUUAUCAUCUGGUAUAUGUGGAAUUAUGUGUGCACUACCCGGUAUUAAAGCACCUAACAUUAUGAUGUUUCCUGGUGAUUUCAAACAAACACCAAAUAUACACACAAAUGUUUCAUGGCAGAUCAGUUCGCAUACAAGUGAAUGGCAUUGCACAGGUUUUUAUGUUGUUGCCGGCGUACCCAUUCAAAUCGAAGUGCAAGACGGUAAUCCUGAUGGUUGGCAAGUGAGAAUCGGAUGUCAUAACGAUGAUUUAAGAAAUUGUGAAGAAUUAAGAAGAUGGCCAUGUAUAUCGAUUUGUAAACCGUUGACAAAUAAUGUUCAUAUGUGCUCAGCCUACGGUGGUCUGUUGUUUCUUCAAAGUUCAGAAGGAGAUAAUAAUAUUAGUGUUCGCAUUCAUCAUGUUGUUCAAACACCUGUCUAUGAUUUGAAAGAUCCUAAUAGAAAACAAGCGUGGAAACAUCAUCGAAAAACAGAUGGAUUAUGGGCGGAUAUUGCCGGUCGUCAUAUCGUUUUCAAUGUUCCUUCAUCCAGCGUCGUUCACAUUGAUGACUUAGAUUCAGUACUUGAAUUUUGGGAUCGAAUUGUUCUAGUACAUCAUGAGCUCCGAGGUACCCACCCAACACAUCGCGAACGAGUAGUCUGUGAUGAACAACCAUGUGCAGGAUACAUGCACUCGGGUUAUCCAGUUGUAACACAUCUAGAUGUCUGUCUUCCAGAAUCUAAAGAUUUCAUUUUAAAUCUAAAGUGUUUACAAAAAAAUGGCAGUUGGGGUCUGUUUCAUGAACUUGGUCAUAAUAUGCAACGAGAUUGGUGGACAUUUGACGGUACAGGUGAGGUAACUGUUAAUAUCUUCACUCUUCAUGCCAUGGAUACAGUUUGUAACUUGAAACCAUGGAUUCAUACGUGGUUGAAAGAUCAGCUAGACAGUACUAAAAAAUAUAUAAAAAACGGUUCAAAUUUUGAUCAAUGGAAAGAGAAUCCUGGAGUGGCUCUAUUCAUUUAUGCACAAUUAAGUCACGAGUUCGGUUGGGAUGCGUAUAAAGAAGUUUUUCGAAUAUAUGAAAAAACGACACCAACGUUAGAUGAUAAUCAAGAAAAAAUAGAUCAUUGGAUUUUGACAUUUAGUCAAACAGUUGGAUAUAAUUUGGUUCCCUUAUUCAAAUUUUGGGGCUUUCCAAUUUCAAGUUCAGUGAAAAAUUCACUAAGUAAUUUACCAAUUAGAGAAAUCAAUGAUGAACUAAUUAAAAUUGCUCCGAAUCGUUAUCAGUUAUAA